Messenger RNA from Diaporthe batatas, 2656 nucleotides. RefSeq lists its product as uncharacterized. The transcript has 3 exons. Gene Ontology annotation, molecular function: monooxygenase activity; FAD binding. Bases 713 to 2122 code for a protein of 469 amino acids. The record is from RefSeq and is a predicted model, not a curated record. NCBI's taxonomy places the organism in Eukaryota, Fungi, Ascomycota, Sordariomycetes, Diaporthales, Diaporthaceae. Gene Ontology annotation, biological process: secondary metabolite biosynthetic process.
GUUCGAGUCAACUGGGGAGAUUUCAUGGAGGAGCCGGCAGGGUACAAGGGUACACGGGCGCCAGGCGUCAACCGCAGUCCCCUGCCCAUUCCCCAGUGCAGAUGCAGAUUCCCUUCCCGAACGCCCACAGAUCUGGGUGUGCCGUGUGCGUGUGCGUGUGUGUGUGUGUGUGUGUGGAGAGAGAGCAAUGAUGGUACGGACUGUCCAGCCGGCCACGUUGGUGUCGGCGUCUCCUCGUCUCCUCGUCUCUUCUUAUUAUUAGGCCCGGCAGUCCACGUCCUCUUUUGGAUCAUGUCCGCUCAACCUGCUCGCUGAUUUAACCGCCCCCCAUUCCUGAGAGGCUGCCUCUUAAUUGUCCUUCCUGUCUUGCUGUGACCUCUGGCCCGUGACCAGGCAGGAUAGACAAUAGGCCAUAUUGCACUUUGUGUUAUAUCCGGGCGGCCCUACUUGCUUCUUCUGUCUGUCUGUCUGCCUCCCCACGGCCCACUCCUCGUCUCUCUGCACCAGGACGGGCACCACCCUUCCCGCUCCUACGCCACAUAAGAUCUAGGAUCUCCCAGAUCGCCCAGCCCUUUUGGGGUUCUCUAUAUGCGCCUAUCGACCGGCUUAUCUCAUUCCCAUUCCCUCUGGGCGAGCCGUCUUACUUUCCACCUGGCCAGGUGUCUGCCGUCCCCUCCUCUCUUUGCUUUCGAUCGCUUCAGAAACCAGCAGGAUGGGUUCCUAUAGUAUGGGAGACAAACUCGACCUCAAAAUAGCCGUCUUCGGCGCUGGCAUGGGUGGUCUGGGUUGCGCGCUGGCCCUUGCGAAGAAAGGCUUUCAGGACAUAACCGUCUAUGAGAAUGCGUCAAACCUGGGAUUUGUCGGGGCCGGGAUCCAGCUGGCCCCCAACAUGAACCGGAUCCUCGACCGGCUGGGGUGCUGGAAGGAGAUCUACGCAGAGGCGACCAAUGUCAAGGAGACCAGUAUAAGGCAGGGCAGCACAGAUCAGGAACUGGCUCACGUCGAGAUGCCCGACGUCGAGGACAAGUACGGCUACCCACACUGCACGGGGCACAGGUCAUCGCUGGCCGGCGGCAUGUACAACGGCUGCAAGAAGGAGCCCGCCAUCCGCUUCGAGUUCUCGUCGCGCAUCGAGGGCAUCGACUCGUUCGGCCCGCGGCCCACCUUCACGGUCCAGCCGCGCGAGGGCAGGCCGUACCAGGUCGAGGCGGACAUCGUGCUGGCCGCCGACGGCAUCAAGUCGACGACGCGGCGGGACAUCCUGGCGCACCUGGGCGAGGAGUUUGGCGAGGCCGACACGGGCCAGGCGGCGUACCGCAUCAUGCUCAAGCGCGAGGACAUGCAGCACGACCGCGAGAUGAUGGCCCUGCUGGACAGCGACUGCGUCGUGCGGUGGAUCGGCGAGAAGCGCCACAUCAUCGCCUACCCCGUCGCCAACAAGACCAUCUACAACCUGUCCUCGGCCCAGCCCGACGACAACUUCGCCAGGGGCGUCUCGGCCACCUACACCACCAGGGGCUCCAAGCCCGAGAUGGUCAAGGUCUUCGAGGACUUCUGCCCGCUCGUCCACCGCAUGCUGGACCUCGUGCCCGACGGCGAGGUCUGCGAGUGGAAGCUGCGCCAGCACCGGCCCCUGUCGACGUGGAGCCUGGGCUCCGUCGCGCUGCUGGGCGACGCCUGCCACCCGACGCUGCCGCACCUGUCGCAGGGCGCCGCCAUGGCCAUCGAGGACGGCGCCGUCCUGGCCGAGGUCCUCAGCCGCCUGCCCGACACGCGGCCCCGCACCGUGUCCCGCGCCCUCAAGGCCUACGAGGUCCUGCGCAAGGACCGCUGCACCACCCUCGUCGACAUGGCCGCCUACUCGGGCCGCCAGCUGCACCUGGGCGAGGGCGCCGCCCGCGAGGAGCGCGACCGCCAGUUCCGCGAGCACCGCGACAAGAAGGGCGCCGUCCCGGACAAGUGGGCCAGCCCGGACGUCCAGAAGAUGAUCUACGGCCACGACUGCGUGGCCGACGCCGCCGACAAGUUCGACGACAUCUUUGCCGGCCUGGGCGAGGUCAACGGCGUGAACGGUGUCAACGGUGUUGUUAAUGGCGUCAGUGGUCGAAAUAGUGCCCUCUGAUGGGCUCAUGUCAUGUCAUGCUAUUCUGUUCUCCUCUUUGUUGUUGCUUGUUUGUUUAUUCCCCCUUCUGCGCACAAUCUUAAAACCUGUAUAUUUAGACUACCUAGGUUAGGUACUUUGGGGAGUGAUUCUCGCUUUCCAGCGAUGCCACCAUCGGCAGGGAUGAAUGAUGAUUCCUCUCAUACCAUCCGAACAACAAAAACUACUUGCUUUCCUGACAUACGUUUUGGACAAACUUUGUACUCAGCCCUGCCCAAUUGUGUCAUGGCUGAUACUACAACAGGCUCAUUGCCGUCCGACCAGACUUUCCGCACGCACCCGCCCGCCCGUCCGAAAGAGUAACUAUCACGCUGUUGUGAGAAACGUGAAAGCUUCGCGGUCUCAAGUUCUGCGCCCCGAAGACAGCACAGCACAGGGCGGGCGGGCGGUGAUAUCACCAGCUGGCCGGCAGAGACAAGCCCAAGAUUGAUCUCCCGGAGCUCCGAUUCUCUCUAGUCCCGGCGCAUAACUCAGGCAGAGAGGCAGGCAGAGAGG